AUGAAUCGAAGCUUCUGCAAACAUGCUCGUAGCUUCUUCCUUUCUGCUCAUGCAUUAAAUUUAGCCCAGUUCUGGAGUCUUUCACUGCAACUCAACGAACCUGCUUUGAAACAGAGUAAUGGACUGCUCUGCUCCCUAGGAAUUGGCCAGGCACUAUCAAUAAUUUCUUUGUACUCCUGCUUCCCAGACCAAGAUGCUUUAUACCGAAAACGUUUGACGAGACGAGAUUCCACGGUAACAUGCCUAUUGCUGCAGGUUAUGAGGAGUGGAUUGUGGUCCGAGUUGGUAACUGGUAGCGUCUACACCUCACAGUUAUUGAAAAGGGAUAGGAAAAAAAGGAUUUAA
Fraxinus pennsylvanica is the source of this 345-nucleotide messenger RNA. NCBI's taxonomy places the organism in Eukaryota, Viridiplantae, Streptophyta, Magnoliopsida, Lamiales, Oleaceae. The record is from the annotation of a GenBank genome assembly.